Cladocopium goreaui is the source of this 3021-nucleotide messenger RNA. Lineage: Eukaryota; Dinophyceae; Suessiales; Symbiodiniaceae. The record is from the annotation of a GenBank genome assembly.
AUGGAGCUGGAUGGGCUUCGGAAGGCUUCGUCCAGGGAGUUGGAGUUGUCCUUCUCUGCUGGUAGUCGUGAGGAACGCGAAGUGGUAGCCGCUCUCAGGCACUGCCUGGAGCUGGUGGAGUGUGUGCGGCGCCUCGUGCCGGCGCGGCGUUUCGGAGUACGUUUGGCCUUGCGCCGAAGUCGAGGCCUGGGGAAGUCGCUGGGCGGCACUGUGACGUUGACGUUGAUUCGGUUGACCGGAAACAGGCAUGUGAGUGAUACAGCAGUGAUACUUGCCCGCCUCCGGGUGUGGCUACCCUUACCCACCUCUUGCCUGCCGAACCCGCCUCUUGCCCACCUUCCGGUGUGGCUACCCUUACCCACCUCUUGCCCACCUCCGUUGUGGCUACCCUUACCCGCCUCUUGCCCGCCUCCCGGUGUGGCUACCCAUACCCGCCUUUUGCCCGCCUCCCGGCGUGGCCACUCCAUGCUCUUUCUUUUGUCCUUGUUUUAUUUGCCCGCCUGCGCCCCCUUCAGCCCCUUCGACGCCGCUGCCGGUGCCGCCGGUGGCGCUGGUGUCCAGAGAUUGCCACCAGCGCGACGCAAGUUGCGCGCAGCGGGAGAUCGAAGCUUUCGAAUUUGGAAGGAAGGUCUUGUCUACGUGGUGAAGUCUAAGAGUCCGGCAGCGGCGGUGGGUCUGCGGUGUGGGGAUCGAUUGGAACAGGUGCAAAGGUCUGCACAGGGAUGGCUGCAAGAUCACCAAGACUCACCCGCUUUGAUCAACAUGUGGCAGCUGCCCAGUGCAACGGAUCUGGACCUUGUCUUUCUGGCUGGUGAUGAGGAGGACAGGGAGCUUGCUGCCGCCCUUCGGAUCCAAGCGUGUUGGAGGGGCCACGGGCUUCGGGCACACUUCGCAAGCACCAGCCCACAUCUUGCGGUGGCACAGCUGCAGUUGCUGCAGACACAACGUGAAUUGCUGGAUGUAAAGGCGCGGCAUCCAGACAUCUCCAGUUUGGUCGGCUCUCUCCGUGAGAAAGUGGCCCGGAAGGAGCGUCGCAUCGAUCAGCUGAGCGCCUCAGCCGAAGGCCACGCCUGGGCGCUGCGCGUCCUGACGCAGCGCCUCGAAGCGGCGGAGCGACGAGAACGAACAAAGGCCGUGGCGCAGUCGGAUCUAUCACUCAGACAGCUUGGUGCUCUACGACGCUUGGAUGGGCUGCCGGAUGCUGUGGAGAGUGGUGACAGCGUGGUGAACGGUGUGAACGCUGCAGCCGUUAGACCUGUGAUGUGUGAGGUGGCGUGUGCCACUGACAUGGAUGCAGAGGAUGUGGAUGAAGUGGAAGCUUUGAAGUCGGAACUGGAAGCCCUGAAACAGCAGCAGAAAGAACAUCCUAAAGAGUAUGCAGACAAAGGGGUACCUUGCAGUGACGAUGAAUCUGAUCCUGCGCAAGAAGUUCCACAGGAAGUUCCACAGGAAGUUCCACAGGUUCCCACGCUGGCCUUGUUGGACAAGGAAGACUUCUCAGAUGAGUUGGAUGAGGCAACGACACAGCGAUUGCAGGAGAUUUCUCAAAGUAUGGCCGCCAUGACGCGAGCCGAAGACACAACAGACAUAGUUCACCAAGGAGGGAGUUUGUUCAUCACGCUGUUGGCACGUAGUGGCAAGCUUGGCUUCAGAUUGACAGCAGCACCAGGUCUCUUGGUCUACCGCACCGAGCGGUGCAGCUGGGCAGAGGCGGCAGGGCUGCGAAGAGGUGAUCAACUGGUGAAAGUCAGUGGGGUCGAUGCCAAGCUGUUGACCUGGCAGCAGUUGCAGCGUGCCUUGCGGCUGCGGCCUCUGGAGCUGACCUUCUUCCGAGGUCCAGGAACUGGGCCAUCACAUCUCUUGGAGCAGAUAGCGGAAACAUUGUCAGGUUUUCGAGCUUGGAAUCUCAGCAAGGAUGACGCUCCGCAGUUUGUGGCAUCGCCACUAGAGGUGCCUGUGCCGCGUGUGCUGAGCCCCAGCCCAGAUCCAGGUGCGCCCAAGGUCGGGCCAGUGCGCACCGCAGGCAGCCCGGAUCUGACACCGCGACCCCGCCCGCGGCUGGAGAUGUUGGAGGAGCCUUUAGAGGUCUUGGCAGCGGUGGCACAGGAUGUUUCAGCCCUGCGCUGUGCCAGUGAACGCCUUCGUUCUUCCAAAGAUUUCCUGCUGGAGGUGUUACGUGGAAUACCUUCGGAGCAGGUGGACCGCAGCCGAGCAAAAGCCUUUCAUUUCGCUUCGGAUGAGUUGAAGAAGGAUCGGCAGGUGGUCAAGGCAGCCGUGCAGUUGGAUGCUCCAGAAAUCUUCCCAGUGGCAGCAAGGUUCCAGGCCGACCGCGAAAUCGUGGAACUGGCCGUGAAGCAACAUGGCAGUUUGUUGAGCUUUGCCAGUGAAGAGUUGCAGCACGACAAAGGUCUGGCGUUGCUGGCGGUUCAAAGCGAUGGCUGGGCGGUGCAGUUCGCGGCGCCCGAGCUGUGCAGGGACCAGGAGGUGGUGAUGGCAGCCUUGCAUCAGAAUCCUGGCGUCUUCCCCUUUUUGGUUCGCACCUGGCGUGACCACCUCACGGAUGUCGCGGGCACCGAAACCGCGGGCACUGUGCCACCAAUGAUGAGAUUGCUACAGGGAGGUGCCGAGUGCGUGAAGGACGACCGGGAGCUGGCAAUGGCCGCCGUGCAACAAAACUGUGACAUUUUCCCUUUCCUGAGCUUCAACUUGAAGGCAGAGAAAGACUUGGUGCUGCAGGUGGCCAAAGAGAAGGGUGCCCUUCUGAAGCAUGCAUCGCCUCUUCUCCAAGCCGACAAAGAGGUGGUUCUAGCAGCGGUGCAGCAGAACGGCUGCGCCUUGCUCUAUGCCUCGCCAGUGCUGCGCCGGGACAAAGAGGUCGUUCUCCAAGCAGUGCGGCAGAACCAUGAGAUCUUUCCCCUCUUGGUUUCAGACAUGAAGGCUGGGUGCUCUGCUUGCUGCACAAUGCAGCAGAUAACCAAGACUGUGGCUCUACUAGCAAAUAAGGGUUACUAUCCACUGUAG